GCCCCGCCCCCCAGCCGCCCCCAGCCGCCCCGCCCCCCAGCCCCGCACAUCGGGGGCUGACGCCGCUUCCACGGCCGCUCGCUCCUCCCCACGGCUGCUGCCGCUACGCCGAGGCGCGUCGUGUUAUUGUGGCGCUGUGCGGUGGGGGAGAGAGCAGGGAGAGAGGUGGUGGUGGGGGGGGAGACGCAGGAGGCGGAGGAGGAGGAGCCGCGCAGCCACGCGUGGACGCGGGAGAGAGCGCGAGCGAGCGAGGGAGCGAGCGCGGAGAGAAGAGGAGCGGAGCUCGCGACUCGCGAGCGGACCGAAGAGGUUCGUGCGGCUCGGCUUGAGAGAAAGAGGGAGCGGCCAUCACGGCGCCGCCGUGCGGUGGCUGUUUCUGGCAAGGGCGCGCGCCUGGCAGGCCCCGUGGGUUCGCGCCGGGCAGCAGGGGACGCACGGCCGUUGGAGGUGAGACCGGGAUGCUUCGUGCCGUUCACCGUGGCCUUCACCGCUAGCGUCCGGCACCGCACCUGCAUCCCACGGCCGGUCCCGCUGUGCGGCUGCACCACCCGCCCACAUGGAGUACGGCGUCGGCAGCAUCGUCAGCAUCAGCGGUAGGAGCAGCAGGAGGAUUUAGGCGGCGCCCCGUGCCGUGUGCGCGCCGGCGAUCGCACAGCGGCGGCGAUGGCGAGCGAGCAGCGGCUCACGCCGGCGCCGGCGUUUCUCAACCUCCCGUCGGGCGCGCUGCACCAGGACUCGGCGCUCAAGGCGGCCGCCGCCACGUGGAUCAGCUUCUCGUCGGCCGUGGCCGCUCAGCGGGCCCAGCAGCAGCAGCAGCAGCAGCAGCUCGGCCGCGCCGCCUCCUCAUCCCCGCCGCCGAUGCUGGCGCCGCCCCAUUCGCGCGCCGGCGACCGCUACGGCGACGACUCCCGCCGUCGCGGGGACGGCCGCCGCGACUGCGACGACGGGGACGACGAGGAGGACGAGGAUGACGAGGAUCGCCCGCAGGAUCUGAGCGUGCGGGGGCGGUGCCGCGCGGCAUCGGCACCGUCUCCCGCGCCGCCGCCGCCGCCGCCGCCGGCGCCGCAGUCGCGCGGCUCGGCGGGCGGCCGCUACGAGUGCAAGCACUGCCACCUGGCGACGCAGGACUUCGGCCUGUUCACGUGCCACGUGGACACGGCACACCCCAACGUCGUGGUGAACCCCGUGUACAUCUGCCGCGCGUGCGACUUCCGCACGGCGCGCCAGGGCGCCUUCGCCGAGCACAACUCGCGGCACCACCCGUCGCUCAACAGCAUGCGCCUGCGCGUCAUAAAGCGCCAGGACCAGACCAUCCUGGAGCAGAGCCCCGCCAGGCCCGCCAAGGGCCAGCCGCUGUCCAUCUGCGACGGCGACAACGGACGCUCGGACGGCCGCCGGUUCAGGUCGGCGGCAGACGAGGGCGACGCGGCGGGGGCGGCCGGGGCACAGGGUCGCGCCGGGCCGCUCGAGCGCCACGCCACGGCGCAGCAGGCGAAGGCCGCGGCCGCGUCGGCGGCGGACGCCGACGGCUCGCCGAAGACGCUGGCCGUGCUGCCGGCCGGCGUCGGGCUGGGCCAGGCGGUGCGGCUGAGCGACCUCUACCCUCCCGACGCCGGCCUCUCCAAGGGCGCGCUGGCGCUCAACGUGACCCAGCCGGCGGCCUUCCAGAUCUUCAACCCGGUGCUGCACCACAUCGUGCAGGGCCCGCAGCAGAACCUGCAGCAGCAGGUGGCGCUGCACGCCGCGGCCUCGCCCUACGGCGGGCACGGGCAGCAGUCGCACGCCGUGCAGAGGCUGUCGCCGGCAGCGCUCGGCGGGGGCCUGGGCUCCGUGGUGUCCAUCCUGAGCGUGGUGGACCCCGACCCGGCGAUGGACGCGAACCCGCACCUGGCGACGGCGUUCGCGCGCUUCCCGUACCCCUCGCAGGGCGACGUGUCGUGGCUGGCGUCCGUGACGCCCUUCUCCGAGGAGCGCAUCCGCAGCUGGUUCGCGGCGCGGCGCGUGCAGAGCGGCAUCAGCUGGUCCCCGGAGGAGAUCGAGGAGGCGCGGCGGCAGCUGAUCGCCAACGCCAUCGCGGCGCUGGGCGCGGGGCUGUUCGGCGGCGGCGGCGGCGGCGGCGGCGGCGCCGCGGGCGCGUUCGGCCUAAGCCUGGGCCACCUGGGCGCCGGCGGCGUGCUGGGAGGGCAGCCGGGCGGCGCUUCCGCGCCCGUCAUCGCGGUGCUGCCCAGCCCCAUCGUCAUCCCCGCGCAGCAGGCGCAGCAGGGCCCGCAGCAGGGCCCGCAGCUCGUGCCGCACAGCGUCACCUACCAGAUCAUCAAUCAGAUCAUCAACAACAACGGCGGCGGCGGCGGCGGCAGCACCAGCUGCAGCACCAGCGCCAGCACCAUCAGCAACCACGAGGGCGGCGCGGGGGGCCUCGUGUUCAAGCGCGCAGCGUCGGAGCGGCACGAGGAGACCGGCGGCGACGGGGAGGAGGUGGCGGGAAAGUUCGGGGCGAGCGCUCGCGCCAGGGACUGCGCCCACAAGCCCUGGAGGACGCCGCCCCACAAGCGACCGUGCGACGGCUUCGACGCCGGCGCCGGCAGCCCCAGGCGCCCGGGCUGCGGAAAGGGGCCGCACGGCACCGACGAGGAGUGCCGGAGCCGCGAGGCCUCCAAGCAGUUUUCGGCCAUCGCGCCCAAGCUGCUGCCCGUCGCGUCGCAGCUGUCGAACAUCCGCACGGAGGGGACGGACGCGGCAACCCCGGCGGCGCCGCCCACGCCCGGCGCCGCCGGGGCGUGGGCGGCGCCGCCGGACGGGGGGGCCUCCCCGGCCACGGCGCCGCCACCCGUCGCGGGCGCCGCGCCGCCGUCGAGGACGGGGCCGCCAGCCCCGACGGAGCCGCCGUCGUCGUCGUCGCGGGGGCCCGAGCCGGCGCCCGGCGCGGGCUCCUCUGCGUCUGCGCCCAACCUGAGCCCGCUGCUCAUGUCGCCGCUGUGGCUGCCGGUGGCCAAGCGCAGCCGCAAGCACAAGAAGAGCAAGGAGCAGCUGGCGCAGCUGAAGGCGAGCUUCGCCCGUGAGCAGCACCCCGACGAGGCGGAGCUGCGCAGGAUCAUGGAGCGCACGGGCCUCACCAAGUCGGAGGUGAAGAAGUGGUUCAGCGACAGCCGCUACCACUACCGCAACCUGCGCUGCCCCGGCACGCGCUUCUUCAGCCGCAACCUGCCCACCAUGUGCCCCAUGGUGUACGACGGCGGCGCCGGCAGCGCCGCCGCGGCCGCGGGACUGCGCGCGCUGCGCCAGGACGACUUUGUCACGGCCCACCCGUCGCUCAGCAUCGUGGACUCGCUCAAUUGGGCCGCCCGGGCCCAGGAGCACCUCAAGCUCCUCCAGGAGGAGGAGGAGGACCGAGCGGCGAUGGCGGCCGCGGCGGCCGCGGCGGCCGCGGCCGCGGCGGCGGCGACGGCGGGAGCGUCGGCGUCACGUGAGCCGUCCGUCCAGGAUAUGGGCGAAGUGAACCGCGAGCCGGAGGCCGGCAGGAUCGAUGCCGGCGCCGAGGGUCGGUUCGCUCGCCUGGGCGGUGCCGCCGAGGUGGCGGACGACCCGGGGCCGGCCCCCGCGAGCGUCGCCGCGGGGGCCGCGCCGCGCGAGGUGGCACGGCCCAACGGCUCGGACGCGGCGCCCUGCCGGCGCGACGUCGGGGCGGACGCCGGGCCGCGCUGCGCCACCUGGCGAGGCGGCGGCGCCCGGAUCGACGCUCGUGCGCCGCCGCCGCCGCCCCACGGACCCGAGGGCCCCAGCUGCUCACGGGUGGACGCCGGCGCCGGUACCGGGGCUGGAGAGGGCGACCGGGAGCGCGACGAGCGGGAGCGCGAUCACUGCAGGGCCUCGGAGGCCGGCGGCGGCUCGAAGCAGCACGGGGUGAAGCGUGCGGCGGCGGGGCCGGUGGCCGAACCGCCGCCGCCGCCGCACGGCGUCGUCCCCCGCGUCUACUUCGGCGGCUUUGAAAACGGGACCAAGAAGAAGUUUAGAAUUUCCGCUACGUCCGACUACAAGGCCGGGCUCAACUCCUACUGCAACAAGGUGCGCAUCCGCCUAGAGCGCAAGGAGCCUCCGGCGCCGCGGACCCCGGACGACCCAGCCGCCCCGCCGCCGCUCGAUGCCAAGCCGCCGACGUUGGCGGCCGCCGCCGCCGCCUCCGUAAGCGCGGGCGCCACGGGCCCCUCUCCCAGCAAGCGGCGGUACCAGCAGCAGAAGGUGAAGCUGUUGAAGCUGAAGAAGGGCGCCGGGCGGGGCAAGAAGCCGUACUCGCGGCCCAAGAAGACCAAGGAGCAGCUGUCGGUGCUCAAGAGCUUCUUCAGGGUCACGCAGUGGCCGUCGUCCGACGAGUACCUGGAGCUGUCGCUGCGCUCGGGGCUGCCGCGCUCCGACAUCGUGCGCUGGUUCGGCGACACGCGCUUCGCCUUCAAGCACGGGCAGCUGCGCUGGAUCCGGGACCCGAUGCAGCACGCGGACGGCGCGGGGCCCGGCGGGGAAGCUCCGGCGGGGACGCCGGGGCCCGGGAUCGGGCGCGGGGGGCGGGGGCGCCGCGGCGGAGGCCCCCGCUCCAGGGGGGGACGCGGGGGCCGCGGGGGCAGGGGCCGGGGCUGCAGGCGGCGCCGGGGGGAAGCGGAGCCGAGGCCGGGCGUGGGACGUGAGCUGCUGCCGGACCGGCGGGAGGGCGACGCGCCGGCGCCGCCCCGCGGCCGAUUCCGCCGCUUCCAGAGGCGCGGGCGGCCGAGCCUGCGCCUCGGCAGAGAGCGGACGGUUCUUCGCGCUGCCGUCGAGGUCCCCGAGGUCGUCCAGGUCGCCGAGGUCGCCGAGGUCGCCGAGGUGGCGGAGGUCGCCGUGCCCCGCGACCCCGGCAGGGUCGACGUCUCCGGCGUCGUCGCGGACGGACGGCGCGCGCCGUUCUGCGUGGGACGCGCCGCCGCCGCCGCCGCCGCCGCCGCCGCCCCCGUCGCCGUCAUCGCCGCCGCUGCGGGCCGCCGCGCCCCCCCGUCGCUCGACGCCGUGGAGGACGACCCCGAGAACAAGCUGCUGGAGCUGGCCGUGGCGGCCGAGAUCAGGGAGCAGAUGGCACGGGCGCAGAGCGAGGCGCUCGCGCGCGACGGCGCCGCCGCCGCCGCCGCCGCCGCCGCCGGGGCGGCGGCGCCGCACGAUCUUGCGGGGGUCGCCGCCGUCGCCGCCGCGGCCGCCGCGUUCCCCUGCCGGGUCGAGCUGCGGAGCGUCCCGCACGCCUGCGACCUCUGA
This is a messenger RNA of Petromyzon marinus (sea lamprey), 5271 nucleotides long. NCBI's taxonomy places the organism in Eukaryota, Metazoa, Chordata, Hyperoartia, Petromyzontiformes, Petromyzontidae. The record is from RefSeq and is a predicted model, not a curated record.